UUUUAAACUUUUUAACAUAAAGAAACCCUAGUGAGAGUCUAUGCAUCGUCGUCGUCUCUCUUAACAACUAACGGACUCCUCCUCCUUUUGUCUCGAGUUUCUGAGCGAAACCCUAAAUUUACUUGAAAGGGCUCUCGUAAGUCUAGUAUAGCUUGCAGGUAACUUUUAAGAAGGAGACAAGAUGAGAUUGGUCAAGUGUUGGUUCUGCUCUUCUACGAUAUAUCCAGGACAUGGUAUUCAGUUUGUCCGCAACGAUGCUAAGAUUUUUCGGUUCUGUAGGUCUAAAUGCCACAAGAACUUCAAGAUGAAGAGGAACCCUCGUAAAGUGAAGUGGACUAAAGCCUACAGAGCUGCACACGGAAAGGACAUGACUCAGGAUAAAACAUUUGAGUUUGAGAAGAAGAGAAACAGACCUGAGAGAUAUGAUAGGAACGUUACAGAGGAUACUCUCAAGGCCAUUAAGAAGAUUGAUAAGAUCAGAAGUUCAAGAGAAGCUGAUCACAUCAAUAAGAGGUUGAAGCCAAACAAACAGAAGAUAUUCAAGAGUGAAGUCAAGGAGAUAGAUCAGCACAUUAGUUUGAUCAAAGCACCAGGUUCUCACCAACAAGAUUCAGAGAAGAUGAAAGUUUCGGUCUCCACAAACAAGUCUGUUCAGAACGAAGCCAUGGAAGAGUGAUUCUGUGGAAACUCUUCAAAAAAUAUCACUUCAGUCUGAUGCUUAUGUCGUCGCCCUUUCAAGAAAAAAGGAGAGUUUUAGAUUGUUUUCAUUUGCAAUGUAUUAUUGUUUAUUACCUGGAACGUCAUUUUUAUUUAUUCCGAUUUUGUGCUUUUUUUUUUGUUUCUUGGUCUUUUUGUUUGUUGCCAAGAAAAAGAAGAUAAAAUCAUUGUUAGAAAAAAAAAAAGAGUGAUUCAAUCAAUGUAUUUAUAUAGUCACA
Messenger RNA from Raphanus sativus (radish), 935 nucleotides. Its product is annotated as probable ribosome biogenesis protein RLP24. The record is from RefSeq and is a predicted model, not a curated record. The transcript has 5 exons. Gene Ontology annotation, cellular component: nucleolus. Gene Ontology annotation, biological process: ribosomal large subunit biogenesis. NCBI's taxonomy places the organism in Eukaryota, Viridiplantae, Streptophyta, Magnoliopsida, Brassicales, Brassicaceae. The coding region runs from base 182 to 676 and encodes 164 amino acids.